Messenger RNA from Beauveria bassiana ARSEF 2860, 1866 nucleotides. RefSeq names its product putative peptidylarginine deiminase. The transcript has a single exon. Gene Ontology annotation, molecular function: protein-arginine deiminase activity; calcium ion binding. The coding region runs from base 1 to 1866 and encodes 621 amino acids. Lineage: Eukaryota; Fungi; Ascomycota; Sordariomycetes; Hypocreales; Cordycipitaceae. Gene Ontology annotation, cellular component: cytoplasm. The record is from RefSeq and is a predicted model, not a curated record.
AUGCAUCCUGCUCUUUUUGGAUAUCUGACUGGCACCAUCGCCGUCUCGACGGUAGCUGCAAGCAUUAUCACCCCGCAAAAGGCCAUCAAUCCUGUCAAGUUGGACAUUCCUGUCACUAUCCUCGCCGACACAAACAGAGAUGGUCAUGUUGACGAACUCGACAUAUACGGAAAGCACGCGUGGACUACUCAUCGCGGCGCCAUAUUUCUGCCAAAUAUUGGCGACGAGCUUCAUCGCUGUCACGUGUACGAUGCCGUCGGAACGCCACUUAGCAAUCGGGAACUCGCAGCCUGUAACGACGCCGCGGGGGAUAUGCUGAUCAACAGUACCCUGGCAGCACCGGUCAAGACCCUCCCGCUGGCCGGUUUGUCAGAGAAUGCGACUGCCAGAAUUUUUGUGCAGCCACUAUCGGCCUCUGAGCAUGUUCGCCUGUUCUGGAAGCAUCAAAAUGGCGACAGCCCAUCUCACUGGGCAGCUGUGAAGCCUGAACUGCUGUUCAACAGCACAGCUUUGUCUGCGGGGCUGACUCUCGCCGUUGACGCAAGGCACCUGGUCAGCGACAAAGUUAUAUGGGACGGACAAGUCGAUAUUGAGUUCGAAGUCACGGAUGGGAUGCGGAGCGGCAGUGACUUUGUCGCUAUGAGGCAAGCGCCUGUCCUCUUGCAUCACCAUCGCCAGAGCAUGGACGCAGUUGUUACACUGCAGACCGAGGAGUCAAAAUGGCAAGGCGCAUUCGUGAACUCUCUCAGAGACGUCAUUCACGAGCUCGCACCCGCGGUUCCCCUGGUAUUACUAAAUAACAGCCGUGACAUCUGGGCGCAAGACUUCAUGGAGCCAGCCUUUGCCAGCAUGCCUGGCCGGCAUGGCCCUAUAUCUAUCAGAGUGUUACUGCGGUCGGCGCAGUCAAGUCGACCUGAUGGCCGUCUGGUCUUUGAGAAACUACGGGGAGCUGGUGUGGGCGGCUGGCAGCCGGGAUCGGGAUCCGGCUUUGGGUGGGAAGAGAUCAACUCCGGCGGCAACAUUGAAACAAUCCCGCCAUACACUUCUCGCUCUGGUGUUUCCUAUAGAAACGGACGGAUUGUUCUGGGCAAACACUUUGAUAAGCAUCCGGCCACGUCACUGACUAAGUUUCUUAAGGCGCAGCGUGAGCAGACGCCGCUCUACCUGGAGGCAGGGUGGCUGGUAGCCGGCCAUAUUGACGAGCUAGUCCAGUUUCUGCCGCACAAUAAUACAAUCGGAUUUCGUGUGGCCGUGCCUGAUACACGCUCUGCGAUGCGUAUCCUCAAGCGCAUCAGCGAGACUGGCCAUGGCGCCGUGCCGUUCCUUACCUAUAAGGGAGACAUAACGAACGACCCGUGGGCAAUAUUCGCCGACCAUAACUUACCUAAUAAGACGGUCGAGACGCUACUUUUAGAAGAGGACUUUGCUAAGACGAAUGAGUAUGCUCAGAAAUUCAUUGACCGCAAUGUCGAGCUACUCCUUGAGGAGCUGCCCAUCAGCGACGCAGAUGUCCUGCGCGUGCCUGCUCUUUGGCGAGAUAUGACAUACGACUGGGUUGCCAGCCCGGACGGAUUUCCAGCACGUUUUCAUCACACCAUGCCCGGUGAGAGGCAGCUUCAAAGCUUCUUCCCUCUGGCGGUCAACGGUCUUGUACUAGACCAUCAUUAUAUUGCCCCGAAGCCGUUUGGUCCCCGAGCGGAUGGUGUUGACGUAUUUGAGCGUGAGAUACGUAAGGUGUAUAUGGACGCCGGCUUUAAUGUGGUUUUUAUAGAUGAUUACAUGUCUCAUCACGUUCGUGGAGGAGAAGUUCACUGUGGAACAAAUUCUUUACGGCGCACUGACAUCGAGUGGUGGAAGACUAGUUAA